UUGGAGGAAGGACGGAGAACUCAGGCCGAGGGCUUCACAGUGGAGGCUGGUGCGCCGCCCGGCGCUCUCCCUCCAUACUCAGUGCUCAGUAAUGGCCCGGGGGCGGGGCGCAGCCCUCCCCCGUUUUCAGAGGUAGCAGAGAUCCUCACCCAGGAGGUGUCAGCCCAGGCCCAGCCUCCCCAGAGACAGCACCCCGGAGCCACAUCUCUCUCCUCACUCUGCUUGGACCCUGCACAGGAACCCUGGGAGCCUGGCUGUGUGGGUUGGGGUAUGGCUGAGAUGACCCUGCAGGGACAUAGGACAGAGAGGUCCAGUGUCCCCAGAGACCAUUCCUCCUCUGCUGCCUCCAGCUGAUAAACCUCUUAUCUGGCACGAGCAGGGGAGCCCAGAGCCAGGAUAGGAGGAGAAGGCAGGGCUGCUAUCAGCCACCAGGCCUGGGCCAUAUCUCGGAGAAGGGGAGGGGCUGUCUGCUUGGCUCUUCCCACAACACACUCCUUGGGGAUCCCCAAGCACUUACUCUCAUCUUGAGAACAUGAGACAGAGGAGGAAAACUGAGGACAGAGGAGGAAAGCCAGAGUGAUCCCUGAUGUUGCCCCAGAACAAGGGAAAAAAACCAAACCAAAACAAACCAGAAGAUGUGACUUCUGCCCUGCCCAGCGAUACGGUUUUGGGGGAGUAAGAAGUAGGAGGAAGAGAAGGAGGCGUCUUGUCUGAAAAAGAAGGUGAAGCCCUACUGUGCUCCCAAAGGAACCGACUACAGCCACAGCAGGUUGCAGGGGCCUUUUGGGCUUUGGGGACCCUGGACCAGGCCCUGGCCCAGUAGGAUGCCCCCGUGUCCUCCCCAGCAGAGCAGGAACAGGGUGACACAGUUGCCCACUCUGGAGCUGGGCGAGAUGGAACUGACCUGGCAAGAGAUCAUGUCCAUCACUGAGCUGCAGGGACUAAAUGCUCCAAGUGAGACGUCGUUUGAGCCCCCUGCCCAGGCCCCAUACCCUGGACCCCCACCGCCUCCAACUUACUGCCCCUGCUCAAUCCACCCAGAUGCUGGCUUCUCCCUUCCUCCACCACCCUAUGAGCUCCCAGCACCCACAUCUCAUGUCCCAGACCCCUCAUACUCCUAUGGCAACAUGGCCAUACCAGUCUCCAAGCCACUGACUCUCUCCGGUCUGCUCAGUGAGCCCCUCUCAGAUCCUUUGGCUCUCCUGGACAUUGGGCUGCCAGGGGGGCCCCCCAAGCCUCAAGAAGACCCAGAAUCUGACUCAGGAUUAUCACUCAACUAUAGCGAUGCUGAAUCUCUUGAGCUGGAGGGGACAGAGGCUGGCCGACGGCGCGGCGAGUAUGUAGAGAUGUACCCGGUGGAGUACCCCUACUCACUUAUGCCCAAUUCCUUAGCCCACCCCAACUAUGCCUUGCCACCUGCAGAGACCCCCUUAGCCUUAGAACCCUCCUCAGGCCCUGUGCGGGCCAAGUCCACUGCACGGGGGGAGGCGGGGAGUCGGGAUGAGCGACGGGCCCUGGCCAUGAAGAUUCCCUUCCCGACGGACAAGAUUGUCAACUUGCCGGUAGAUGACUUUAAUGAGCUGUUGGCGAGGUACCCACUGACGGAGAGCCAGCUGGCAUUGGUCCGGGACAUCCGACGGCGGGGUAAGAACAAGGUGGCCGCCCAGAACUGUCGCAAGAGAAAGUUGGAGACCAUCGUGCAGUUGGAGCGGGAACUGGAGAGGCUGGGCAGCGAGCGGGAGCGGCUCCUCCGGGCCAGAGGGGAGGCCGACCGGACCCUGGAGGUCAUGCGCCAACAGCUGACAGAGCUGUACUGUGACAUUUUCCAACACCUGCGGGAUGAAGCCGGCAACAGCUACUCCCCUGAAGAGUAUGCUUUGCAACAGGCCGCUGAUGGGGCCAUCUUCCUGGUGCCCCGGGGGACCAAGAUGGAGGCCACAGACUGAGCUGGCCGAAGGGGUGGGACUGUGAUGGAGAUUUCCUUUAGUCCCUUCCGAUCAAGGUACUCCCCAACCCUGAGGCCCAGAAGGAACUGGGUUCUCUAGACCAGAAGGGGACAGUGGGAAACCUGGUGUUUGGAGGGUCCACAGCGUGUUCAGGAAGGCUUGCCUUGAGACAAGCACGUGAGGGGAGGGUUGGAAACUCUUUGCCGUGAUUCAGCUUCCCGGGGCUCCAACCUCCUCCUCUUGUUUGAGCUUUGAUAUAUAAAGCGCUCUACACUAA
Messenger RNA from Prionailurus viverrinus (fishing cat), 2223 nucleotides. RefSeq names its product nuclear factor, erythroid 2 (gene NFE2). Gene Ontology annotation, molecular function: RNA polymerase II cis-regulatory region sequence-specific DNA binding; DNA-binding transcription factor activity, RNA polymerase II-specific. Gene Ontology annotation, biological process: regulation of transcription by RNA polymerase II. Lineage: Eukaryota; Metazoa; Chordata; Mammalia; Carnivora; Felidae. Bases 825 to 1946 code for a protein of 373 amino acids. The transcript has 4 exons. Gene Ontology annotation, cellular component: nucleus. The record is from RefSeq and is a predicted model, not a curated record.